This is a messenger RNA of Eublepharis macularius, 1860 nucleotides long. It is a transcript of the gene ENTHD1, whose product is annotated as ENTH domain containing 1. The record is from RefSeq and is a predicted model, not a curated record. The annotation marks the transcript as partial. Gene Ontology annotation, molecular function: clathrin binding; phospholipid binding. Gene Ontology annotation, biological process: endocytosis. The transcript has 6 exons. Gene Ontology annotation, cellular component: plasma membrane; endosome; clathrin vesicle coat. NCBI's taxonomy places the organism in Eukaryota, Metazoa, Chordata, Lepidosauria, Squamata, Eublepharidae.
CCCACAUCCAUGGCACUCAGAAGGCACAUGAAGAACUUUGUGAAAAAUUAUUCUGAAGCUGAGAUAAAAGUCAGAGAAGCAACAUCUAAUGAUCCUUGGGGUCCCUCCAGUUCUCUGAUGUUAGAGAUAAGUGACUUCACAUACAACAAAGUUUCUUUUUCUGAGGUUAUGAGCAUGAUAUGGCGCAGAAUGAAUGACCACGGUAAGAAUUGGAGGCAUGUGUACAAGUCUCUCACCCUCUUGGAUUAUCUCCUCAAGAACGGAUCAAAGAAAGUCAUUCAGCAUUGUCAGGAGGGAUUGUAUAACAUUCAGAUGUUAAAGGACUUCCAUCAUAUAGAUGAAGCUGGAAAGGAUCAAGGCUUUUAUGUAAGGGAGAAGUCUAAGCAAGUUAUUGCCUUAUUAACAGAUGGACAGCAACUGCAUAAUGAACGAGAAAUAGCACGUCGGACUAGGCAACGCACUUCCUAUUCAACGCUUUUCCCUCCAAAGACUUCUGGCAAAACUUGUUCAUCUGCGACACCUGCCUCAGAUCCCAUUUCAGAGAUCCCUCCUUCAGAAAAUAUCCCAUAUUUUUCCCUUAAGGCAUCACCUGCAGCUGAACAAAGGCAGUCUGCUCAGAUACCAGGUAAAGAAGAGAGAGCAUAUGAAACCGCAGCACCCAGUAUUGUCACAAAGAAGACAUCAGAGGACCUGAUUGUCUUUAGCGAGGAUGAACCUUCCACUUUUGCUGAGCAAUCAACAUUUCCUACCAGGGUCUCCAGAGAGGAACUAGCAACAGAUAAAAAAGCAGCUGCCAGCACCCGCAGGAAAGCAAAAACUACUUUGAACCCCUCUGAAAGGUUACCUGAACAAAAGUGGGCGUCAGGCAGGGAACCAGAGAGUUCUGUUGUCUCCAGUGUUAUGCUGAAGGCUCCUCCAAAGAAGGAGACAGGUGAAAAUAAAGUUACAGAGACUUUCUUUGACCUUUGGUCAAUACCUCCAGAAGAGUUUAUCCCAAUACCUCCAGAAGACUUUAUCCCAACUAACAAACAGGUCUCAAAGUCAGACUUUGUUCACUGUAGCAGUGAACUUUCUGUUGAGACCAUCUACCGGUCUCCUACGCUUCAAGCUUUUGACCCUUUAGGAAGCAACACAGUAGUAAACACCACAAAAUCAACUCCAACCUCUUCCAUGCAGUUCUGUGGACCUUAUUCAUCUUGCCUGCAAGACCUUGACUUUCCAGUAAAGGGGACUGCACAGACAGCGAACUUAAGCAAUCAUCUUUCACCAAGGCCAGACUCUAACAGUUCAGUGGGAACAACAUCCUCCUUUUCUACUUUCUCCACGUCAUCCCCUGAGUCAGUUGCUCAAAACAACAAAACGCAGGCUCAUUGUAUUUCUCCUCAUGGACCUUCUUAUGUGUUUGCACCACUCCGAAGACCUUCUCUUUUAUUUAAAGAUCUCAAGGAAAGGAUCACACAUUCCUUUUCUCAGGUAUCUGAUUUAGAUGAAAUUGAUAACACUAGCAUCGUAAGUCUCCUUCCAGAUAAUUCAAAGUGUUCAGUCAAAAAAGUGAAUAGUUUUAGGAGUAGAACUUGCCAUGCUUUGGGUGGGAGCACAGUAAAGAGUCUGAUGCACAAUUUACCUCCAGUGCCUCCUGGUAUGCCUUGUGCAGCAAAUCUUCCUCGUGCAGACUGCGAGAGUUCUGAUCAAAUGGCUGUCCUGGAAGAGAUUAAAAAUGCAGUGUGUGGACUAAGAGAGGACUUCUGCAGUGCAGCACAGGAUCUGCAUACCAUCAGAAGCGAGUUUACAGCUAUGAAGAUUUCCAUGCAAAAGAUGAUUGCUCCCCAAACUGCUCAAGGUGCUUCUGGCCAAAAAUAG